Messenger RNA from Brachypodium distachyon (stiff brome), 2786 nucleotides. Its product is annotated as protein NRT1/ PTR FAMILY 8.2. Gene Ontology annotation, biological process: transmembrane transport; oligopeptide transport. Gene Ontology annotation, molecular function: transmembrane transporter activity. Gene Ontology annotation, cellular component: membrane. Lineage: Eukaryota; Viridiplantae; Streptophyta; Magnoliopsida; Poales; Poaceae. Bases 722 to 2509 code for a protein of 595 amino acids. The record is from RefSeq and is a predicted model, not a curated record. The transcript is spliced from 4 exons.
AAAAGAAAAGGAGUGCCACCACUAGCUACUGAAGGAGUAGAGUGAGGAGAUCGAUGGAUCGAAUGCUAAUCACAACAACCAGAGCUCCUUUUGCUCUUAAGAUUCCUUCCAGGCCCCACGCUAGCUGCCAGCCACAGCACACACCCCCCCAAGAGAUCAAGAUCAAGAUCAGAUGAGAUGAGCUCAGAACGGCUCUUCUUCGUCUACGCCACUUGUACAUACAUUCCUGGUCUGGACAAAACACGGGUCGUUUCUGAAGAUUCAAACGUGUUGCGUUGCAUUGGAUUGCUGCCACACGAGUCAGUCGGCACGGAGAAGAAGAUCCUACUACUCCACAGUCCUUGAAAGUAUGGUGGGUGUAGCCGUGUAGGCAGUCUCCUGCAAAAGGAAAACUUGCUUUGGCUGGUUGGUCCCUAGUACAGCUGCUGGCUGCUGGCUGGAACUGGAGAUAUAUCUGGGCUCUUCUUUCGUUGCUACCUUGCCUAGCUAGCUAUCUUCUUCUUCUUCGUCCUCGUCUUGCAGCUUACAUGGAUGGAAUUGAUGGACGUGCGUCUCACUGCUGCAACUGCGAGUGAGGAUUCGGAUUCAGAUUCAGCUGAAUCCUCACUGUAUGUUGUAGCCCGUUGAAUUCCAGCAGGAAGCAGCUGCAGCUACUCUGAAUCUCUGUCCGAAGCAGCAAGAAGAGAAGAGUUAGAGCAGAGCAGGCAGUCCAGGUCCAGCCAUGGGGGAGGUGGCAGCAGCAGAGAUGUACACCCAAGACGGCACCGUGGACCUCAAAGGCAACCCGGCCCUCAAGGAGAACACCGGCAACUGGCGCGCCUGCCCCUACAUCCUCGCGAACGAGUGCUGCGAGCGUCUGGCGUACUACGGCAUGAGCACGAACCUGGUGAACUUCAUGAAGGACCGUCUGGGCAUGGAGAACGCCCUGGCCGCCAACAGCGUCACCAACUGGUCCGGCACCUGCUACAUCACGCCCCUCAUCGGCGCCUUCCUCGCCGACGCCUACCUCGGCCGCUUCUGGACCAUCGCCUCCUUCAUGAUCAUCUACAUCCUCGGGCUGGGGCUGCUGACGAUGGCGACCUCGGUGCACGGCCUGGUGCCGACCUGCACCGGCGGGACGUGCUCGCCGACGUCGGGGCAGACGGCGGCGGUGUUCGUGGCGCUCUACUUAAUCGCUUUAGGCACCGGCGGCAUCAAGCCGUGCGUGUCCUCGUUCGGCGCCGACCAGUUCGACGAGCACGACGCUCUGGAGCGCCGCAGCAAGAGCAGCUUCUUCAACUGGUUCUACUUCUCCAUCAACAUCGGCGCGCUCGUGGCCUCGUCGGUGCUCGUCUACGUGCAGACCCACGUCGGCUGGAGCUGGGGCUUCGGCAUCCCCGCCGUCGUCAUGGCCAUCGCCGUCGGCAGCUUCUUUGUCGGCACCCCGCUCUACCGCCACCAGCGGCCCGGCGGGUCGCCCCUGACGCGCGUCGCCCAGGUGCUCGUCGCCGCCGCCCGGAAAUGGAGCCUCCCGUUGCCGGAGGACCCCUCGGCGCUGCACGAGACGGCGGACAAGGAGUCCGGCAUCGAGGGCAGCCGCAAGCUCGAGCACACCCCGCAGUUCGCCUUCCUCGACAGGGCCGCCAUCGAGACCGAUUCCGACAAGAAAUCCGCUUCUUCGUCUCCGGCGCCGGCGAGCUCGUCGUGGCGGCUGUGCACGGUGACGCAGGUGGAGGAGCUGAAGAGCGUGGUGCGGCUGCUCCCGAUCUGGGCGAGCGGCAUCGUCUUCGCCACCGUCUACGGCCAGAUGGGCACCCUCUUCGUGCUCCAGGGGAACACCCUCGACGCCUCCAUGGGACCCCAUUUCAAGAUCCCCUCCGCCUCGCUCUCCAUCUUCGACACGCUCUCCGUCAUCGCCUGGGUGCCCGUCUACGACAAGCUCCUCGUGCCCCUCGCCCGCUCCGUCACCGGAAAACCCCGCGGGUUCACGCAGCUGCAGAGGAUGGGGAUCGGCUUAGUGAUCUCCAUCUUCGCCAUGCUCGCCGCCGGCAUCCUCGAGCUCGUCCGCCUCCGCUCCAUCGCCGCCCAUGGUCUCUACGGGAAGAAGGAUAUAAUCCCCAUCUCCAUCUUCUGGCAGGUGCCGCAGUACUUCGUCAUCGGCGCCGCCGAGGUGUUCACGUUCGUGGGGCAGCUCGAGUUCUUCUACGACCAGGCGCCGGACGCCAUGAGGAGCAUGUGCUCGGCGCUCGCGCUCACCACGGUGGCGCUCGGGAGCUACCUCAGCACGCUGCUCGUCACCGUGGUCAGCAAGGUGACGACGAAAGGCGGCAAUGUUGGGUGGAUCCCGGAUAAUCUGAAUGUCGGCCACCUCGAUUACUUCUUCUGGCUGCUCGCCGCGCUUAGCGUGGCGAAUUUCGCUGUUUACCUGGUGAUUGCGAGCUGGUAUACGUAUAAGAAGACGGCGGAGGAUGGCCCGGCGCCGGCGGAGGAUAAGUUGAAAGGAGAAGAUGGUCGUCAGCAUGAGCAGUGAGUGGAGUGGCUCUGUUCUUGUCUGAAUGUGUGUACUGAUGCUGCUGUUGAGAAGUUCAGAAGAGAGAAGAUAACAGAAGGGAUUCUUGGAAGAAGGUGGAUGGAAUUUGGUAGUGGUCUGGUAGGGGGAAACUGAAUGUGUAGUGUUUGUGACUAGCAGCUGGAUUGAUGUUUGUUGUUGUUGGUGUCUUGGAAGAAUUUGGCAGGAAAGGAGUACAUUAUGGUAGUUUGUUGUCCAAUGCUUGAUCCAAAGUUAAUUUUCUAGUAUCAGUAUCGAA